Centruroides sculpturatus (bark scorpion) is the source of this 1172-nucleotide messenger RNA. Its product is annotated as thyroid receptor-interacting protein 11-like. Gene Ontology annotation, biological process: endoplasmic reticulum to Golgi vesicle-mediated transport; Golgi organization. Gene Ontology annotation, cellular component: Golgi apparatus. Lineage: Eukaryota; Metazoa; Arthropoda; Arachnida; Scorpiones; Buthidae. Bases 240 to 1172 code for a protein of 310 amino acids. The record is from RefSeq and is a predicted model, not a curated record. Gene Ontology annotation, molecular function: small GTPase binding. The transcript is spliced from 8 exons.
UAUAAAAUUUUAAAAUAAUACAAUAAAAUGAAAACAUUUCCUUAAGAAUGACGACAUUAAACGGAAGCCACCUACUGGCCAUACCGGAAAGUUGGAGAAUUACCAAUUGACGUGUAUAGUAAAUACCUGCUCAAUAAUGUUAUUAAUUGUGUAUAAAUAAGAUUUUUAGGAUAGAUUAUAAAUAAAAUACGAUGUUAAUGUUGUUAAUUUAAGAAAUAACGUAAAGAAUUAGGGAUAAAAUGUCGUGGUUGGGCGAUAGUUUCUCUUCUUUUACUGGACAUUUAACUAACAUCACUAAGGAGAUGCUUAACGAAGGAAGGGAGGAAGUUGAUGAUUAUGCAACCGAACUGAGUGUCGCAAAUAAACAAAUACAAGAUUUAGAAAGUCAAUGCAACUUACAAAAGAAAGAAGUGGAGCGCCUUAGAACUUUAAAUGGUGAACUGGAGGAGCGAUGUCAAGCUGCCGAAUUACAGAUAAAUGCCAUUUCUUCUCAGUAUCGUAAUUUGCUACAGAACAAGGAGGAUGAAGUGAACCAACUGAGACAACACAGUCAACAAAAUGGUACCGGAGACGCCACGCUGCCACCUCUGCUUAGUCCAGAUGAGAAACGAGGCUUUGAUGAGGCAGAUCUAGUCGACCUCAUGUCUUACCAGACGGAGAUCAACAGGUUAGCUGCUGAAGUCAGGCGACUUCGUAAUGACAGGGACACUUGGAAGCAGUUAGUCGACAGUCAAUCUCCCUCUUGCAAACAGGAUUAUGAGGACAGUGCUGAAAAUGGAGACAAAUUGGAGAAAUCUAAACUGCGUACCCAUAUUCAGGAAUUGCAGCAGGAACUUCAGGAAAGAAUUGACGAGCAUCAAAAUCAGUUGACGACUCUGCAGGAUCAUUACGCUUCACAACUGCAUCAUCAACAGGAGAAGCAUCAACAAGAGAUCGAAACACUGAAUGACACUCUAAACCUUUAUAAAAAGCAUUCGGAAAAUGCUGAAGAAGUGGAGGAGUACGUUGAAGUGAAGAGAGCAUACAAAGAAGCACACAGAGAGAUAGAACAGUUAAGAACAAAGGAAAAAGAGAGAGAAAGAGAGAUACAAUUGCUAAAUCUCCAACUGGAUAAGAUUCGAGAUGAGAAAUUACAGAAGGAAGAAGCAUGCAGANGUACAAGAUACACUUAA